UAUCAACGAAUCGUCGGAAGUAAACAGAGUUUGCAUCUCUGAUUAUUGCUGAAGUGCUUGCUGUUGAGCAGUUGAACGAUCUACAGUAGCCUAGUUCUUGUUCGAUGAUCUCGUGAUGAUAACAUACAACAACGAUAUAGUCUACGGUCUCUGACUGUUUGAAUAAAAAAAUCUUGUGUUGUGGAUACCUAGGUCGUUAAAUGGUAGAAGUAGAAGACGUUGGUGAGGAAGAUGAGGAAGAGCCAAGCACCAUGUCUAGAGUUGGAAGGAAAAUCAAGACUAGCAUUGCAGACUUCUUUGGUGUUGGAGAAGAAGAUGCCAGUAAAUCCCAACGUUGGAAUAACAGAAGAAUGCGGUUUUAUCAUGGCAAAUACCGAGAAGACAAGAUGCCUGGAAAGGACCAGGCAGAUAGUGAUGAUGUUUUGGGGGAUAUGUCUGCCGUGCCACAUGUCUAUGAUCCACUUCGUAAUCCUGCUCGACAUAGCGAGUAUUCUUCCAGGAGAACCACUCCACUUUCUAGCACAAGCACAUAUGCCAGAUCACGGGGCCCUCCUAAAAGACCAAGAAAAGAAUCUGUUGUUAAGAUGACUGUUAAAAGUAUUGCUGGUGCUAGGAAGAAGCUUAGAGGGAAACCGAGUGUACAGCGCCAGAGAAGCUUUGCUCCUGCCAGUCUAGCAGGAGAGUACCCAGACGACCUUUCAGCUAGCAUGAUUUAUCAUUCGUAUGAUGAUGCCUUCAGUCUAGUGGAUGAUGUAUUCUACGAUGAGCCAGCCUUUAGUCCCGAGAUGAGGAUGGAAAAGAUUGGAGAAGAUGCUGAGAUGGAGAUACAAAGUAAAGGAUGGCGACCAGCACAUCGGUAUGGACAUGUUAAAAGCCACCAGAUGGAUGAGGGUGUGCCCCAUUUUGGAAUGAAAAGAAUUGACAAUGUUGUGCGGGAUGAUCUGGAAGACCAAGACAAGCGACAGAUUGGAAUGGGAUUUGUUGGUCGAUUAUUUAACCGUAGUUACCGUAGUGAUCGACUCAGCUCCUACGUCAAGUCACAGAUUGAUGACUUUGAUGAUCACAGACCAUACUUUACCUAUUGGGUGACCAUUGUCCAGAUCCUGUGCUUCAUUGUAUCAGUGGCAGUGUAUGGUAUUGCACCAAUAGGAACAGGGGAAACCGUGAAAACUGAAUAUGUGAUGAUGCCCAACUUGGCUAUAGAGAACAUUCGUUAUGUGGAGAAUGACAAUUUGUGGAUAGGACCUCGCCAGGCUGAUUUGAUCCAUCUCGGAGCAAAGUAUUCACCUUGUAUGAGACGUGAUGAGAACAUAUGGGACGGGAUAGGGAAGGAUCGAGCCGAGGAGAACACGUCUGGUUGUUGUGUGAGAGAUGAUGGCUCUGGGUGUACACAGACGGUCAAAGACUUGUGUGAGCCAACAUUAAACACUUUCAUGAAAUGGAACUCUUCAAAUCCAGGAAAAGGAGGCUUCAUUGCUGGUGCAGUUUGUGGACAGGACCCAAACUACUGUACCAAACCUGCUUCAGUUGAACCGUUUGUGUGGGACAAGAAUUCUAUCACAAAUUGGCCGUACUGUGAGCAAACCAGCAGACCAUCCAGUAACACAACGGUGGUGAGUGAGGGACGUCAUAUGACCUGCGAGAUCAGUGGUCGGCCAUGUUGCUAUGGGAUACAAGGAGAGUGUAUGAUCACCACACGAGAACACUGUGACUUUAUCAAAGGCUAUUACCAUGAGGAUAAAUACUUGUGUGCACAGGUGAAUUGUAUGACAGAGAUCUGCGGAAUGAUUCCUUUCUCUGAUGAUUCGGCACCAGAUCAGUUCUACAGGUUAUGGACGUCUAUGUUUUUACAUGGAGGAGUUUUCCAUCUAGUGAUCACCAUUGGUUUCCAGUUCCUGAUCAUGAGAGACAUAGAGAAAUUGACUGGCUGUAUAAGGAUGGCCAUUAUAUAUGUUGGUAGUGGAAUUGCUGGUAACCUUGCCAGCUCCAUUUUUCUACCGUAUCAUGUAGAGGUUGGGCCAGCUGGAGCCCAGUUUGGCAUCCUGGCCUGUCUGCUGGUGGAAGUUCUACAGAAUGUACAGAUGCUGAAGAGGCCAAUAAUAGCCAUCCUCAAGAUUGGUGGUUUUAUCCUCUUCCUUUUUCUGCUGGGACUGCUGCCAUGGAUUGACAACUGGGCUCACAUCAGUGGCUUCCUUUUUGGUUUCCUGUUAGCAUUUGCACUCAUCCCUUAUGUGUCCUUUGGACAGUGGGACAGGCGGAGGAAGAUCAUCGGGAUUGUUUUGUCACUAGGGGGCGCCACUGCCUUGUUUAUAACUCUAAUAGUGUUGUUUUACGUGCUUCCCCUUUAUAACUGUCCUGGCUGUCAGUACUUUAACUGUAUCCCAUUUACCACAAAUUUCUGUAAAAACAUGGAGGUAGGCAUAGACCGUGAGUCUACUUACAGUUCUAACCUCUAACACAGAAUUUGUAUGAUGCCAUCCACAAUUAUCUGCAUGCUGCUGCUGAUAUUGUGUUACUGAAUAAAUCUGUUACAUGGUGUAAAUUUGACCAUAUAUUAAGGCAGCUUUGUUUCUAUAAAUUAAAACAAGCAUUCAUAACCACCUUAAAUUGCCUCAACGGAACAAUUAUAUUACAUGUAUGUGGUUUUUACUCUGACAUGAACAAAGCAGUUUGUUUAUUUACAUGGUAGACUUUAUUUCAAUAAAUGUUGAUAUAAUCAUUGUAAUAAUAGGGAUUUUUAGUCCUGUGUAUUGUUUAACAGACAUUGCAUUGGUUUGCCUUUCAGUGUCAAUGUUGUCAGGAUAAAGCACUCCAUGACAUUUUAUAAUGCGAGUUAAAAAGUAAAUUAUUCAUAGAAUUCUGUUAGAAUAAUAAAGUAGUUUUAAGAGGAUAUUAAAAAUAGGUUUGAUGAGCCUCCUUAUUUGCUGAAGUGCAAACAGCACUUAAUAUACAUUUUCUGAACUAUAGGUAUGUAGUACAAUGUAUGCAUUUCUGUAUAGUGUCAGCUUUGAAUGUCAUUGUCCAUUGCUUAUCUAUAUCUUCUUCGUGAUAGUAUUUUUAGCUCACAUGGCACAAUAUGCCAGUGAGCUUAUGGUAUGGUGCACAAGUUGGCAUGCAUCAACAUGCAGAAGAGUACAUUAAAGUUUCCUUAUAAUUUCAAUAUCUCAGGGGUCAAAUGUGUUACAAACUUCAAGAAUCUUCUCAAGAUCCAGACAGCCCAGAGAGCUGAUAUUUUGCCAGCAGAUACUUACAGUAGAAUACAUUAUUUUCAUAUAAAUGACCUUGACCUAUUUUCAAGGUCACUGGGGCAAAAUAGCUUAAAGUUCAUUUGUGAAUCUUAAUCUCAUGUUCUGAAAAAUGCAGGGUACUCAUCUUUGGCCUCUAGGUUCCUGCUAUGUACUGAUAUGACUUUUACUCAUUUUCAAAGUCAAAGAUUUGUCAAUUUUGGUAGCAGGUUACAAGGAUUGAGUGGUUUAAAGAUUCUGCGUGCAAAUGAGCUUGGCCAAUUUUCAAGUCACCAUUGUGAAAUAUGUUACCAUGUACACUACACAGGAUGAACAGCAUGCUCCACAUCACAAUUCACAUUGCUACAAGUAAUGGUUUUUACAUUAUUUAUGUUUGAUAUAACCAAGAGGUAAUUUUUGGUAUUCGAACUUGGACAAUGCAUCUAUGCAAAACUCUACAUUAUGAUUAUCAGUGAAUCAUAUCGCCUUUGUUAUAAAUAUUGUAUAUUAAUUUCUAAAACAUCACUAAUAUACUACGGUCAACAUGAAAAUUGGAAAGAGUAAUUUUGCCAAAUUUCCUUUCUGGUCAUGUGAGCAAUUCAGGUCCUCUGGGCCUCUUUUCUAUUCAUAUUAUGUACAUGCUAUUGCUGUGAUAUUACAUUGUAUACUGUAAUUAGGUAAAAACAGCAAAAAAACAAAUCUUGAUGUUUCAGACUAUAUUGGUGUACUUGAUACAUCAUUAGCCAGCUUUAUACAAGUACAGUACUAUAUUAUAGUGAUUUGUAUUUCUAGAUUUAUAGUGGAGAUACAGGGACUAAAUCAGAAUGCUAAGUGAUGUAAAUUGGAACAAAAAUUUGAUGAACUACGCAUAUGCAUAUAAUAUAAUAUGUUAUCUUGAGGUCUGAAUGUACAUUGGCAUCAUUACCAACCAUAUCCCAAGAUGCAGGCAAAUUAACAACAGAAUUAUGUACAUAUUCAGUUAUAGGUGAAACCUCGAGAGAAAUUGAUAUUACUUUGAUCUAACCUCCUGUAGCAGUAUAAGGUGUAUGUGACCAUGUUGUAUCAUGACUUAAGCAAUAAUUUUGUACAAUAUAUCGUUUUUUAAUUUUAUAGAAUUUUGAAGGCUUUGUUAUUUAUAGUACAUGUACUAGCUGGGGUAAAGAGUAGUAAACUUUUUAGCUGCAGAGAAACCUUUAUUUUCUGCAACAUGUUUUUAUAAAAGUUUUUGGAGAAGGAAAAUUAUAUCUAACAAGUUUUAUCAAAUACAAUAUGUAUUUACUUUUAAUGCUCCUCAUCUGUGAUAUUUAUGAUGUGAUUUCAUGCCUUAGAACUUAUACAACUCAGCUAUCUGUAUGUCUGGUUUUCUAAUUAAAAUUAAGUGUAAAGCAGA
Messenger RNA from Pecten maximus, 4614 nucleotides. RefSeq names its product inactive rhomboid protein 1-like. Bases 201 to 2456 code for a protein of 751 amino acids. Gene Ontology annotation, cellular component: endoplasmic reticulum membrane. Gene Ontology annotation, molecular function: serine-type endopeptidase activity. The record is from RefSeq and is a predicted model, not a curated record. The transcript is spliced from 16 exons. Lineage: Eukaryota; Metazoa; Mollusca; Bivalvia; Pectinida; Pectinidae. Gene Ontology annotation, biological process: regulation of epidermal growth factor receptor signaling pathway; regulation of protein secretion.